GUACCAAUAAACUCACCCAAAUGCCAAAAUAGAAAAUUCAAAAUAGACAGUAGAGGAAAGAAAAUAAACGGUUCACCCAAGCGGGUCAACCCGUGCCCGGAAGGAUCUCCUCGCCUGCCCGUUAUGUGCUCCGGCCUCCGUGUGGCUCAGUCGGUUUGUCCAUUUGCUCUCUUUUCAUUUUUCAUAAUUAGGUUCUGCUAAAUCCCAGGAAAGGUUCGAUCCCGGCCUUUCCCCCCGCCAUUCCCUGUUGAAUUCCGACUGUCACUCCUGUCCGACGCCCGUGUCGCUCAGUCUCCGAUCAGGUAUGGACCACCACGAUGACGAAUCGCGGGCUGCAAGCGGCGAUCAUCACGGCAAGCAGGACGAUGAGGAAGCUGUUGCUCGAUUCGAGGAAAUGAAGAAAUUAAUGGAGGCUAAAAUUGCCCUUCGUCGUAGCAAUUUGAAUCCGGAAAGGCCUGACUCAGGGUUUCUCAGGACAUUAGAUUCUAGCAUAAAGCGCAACACAGCAGUUAUAAAAAAAUUAAAGCAGAUAAAUGAAGAGCAGAGAGAAGUGCUGAUGGAGGACGUGCGAAAUGUUAACCUUAGCAAAUUUGUCAGUGAGGCGGUAACAGCUAUCUGUGAUGCAAAACUUAGAAGUUCGGACAUACAAGCUGCAGUGCAGAUCUGCUCGUUGCUUCAUCAACGGUACAAAGAUUUCUCUCCAAGCCUGGUACAAGGACUUUUGAAGGUCUACGUUCCUUCAAAAUCAGUUGAAGACUUGGAUGCAGACAAGAAUUCCAGGGCCAUGAAAAAACGGAGCACUUUGAAACUGCUUUUAGAACUUUAUUUUGUCGGGGUUAUAGAAGACUGCAGUAUCUUUAUCAGUGUAAUUAAAGAUCUUGUUAGCUCAGAACACUUAAAAGAUCGGGAUGCUACUCAAACCAAUCUGACUUUGCUUGCUAGUUUUGCGCGGCAAGGGAGAGUGUUUUUAGGACUUCCAUUCUCUGGACAUGAAAUUCAGGAAGAGUUUUUCAGAGGUCUUAAUAUCACGCCAGAACAGAGGAAAAUAUUCAGGAAGUCAUUUCAUGCUUAUUAUGAUGCUGUGUCAGAACUUCUUCAAUCUGAGCAUGCAUCCCUUCGCCAGAUGGAGCAGGAAAAUGCUAAGAUUUUGAAUGCUAAAGGGGAGUUAAGUGAUGAAAACGCCUCAUCAUAUGAGAAGUUGAGAAAAUCAUAUGACCAUUUAUACCGCAAUGUUUCAUCGAGAAAUGCCUCUGAAGUUCUUACAAUCCUAUGCUUCUUAUUCCACAGAUUAGCUGAAGCCCUUGAUAUGCAACCCCCAGUCAUGCCAGAGGAUGCACACACAACGAGGGUUACUAGUGGGGAGGAUGCCUCAUCACCUGCUGCUGGCAAAGACUCCUCUGUUCCUGAAGCCCUGUGGGACGAUGAAGAUACCAGAGCCUUCUAUGAGUCCUUACCAGAUCUAAGAGCAUUUGUUCCUGGUGUUUUAUUGGGAGAGGCAGAGGGCAAGGCCAAUGAGCAAUCUGUGAACACUCAAGAACAGCCUGCUGAGUCAACGCUGGAAGCAGAUCAAGGCCAACAAGAAACUAAUGAGAUUCCUGGAGAAUCUGGUAUUUUAAAUGACUCGAAAAAUUUGGAUAAGGGGAAGGAGAAAGAAGAUAAAGAUAACUUUAAGGAUGCGGAGAAGAAAGGUGAAAAUGAGAAGGAGAAGCUCAAAGGUGUGGAGGUUACAAAUUUGGAUGCUCUGCUGCAGAGGCUUUCUGGUUGCGUGAGUCGUGACUUAAUUGAUCAACUGACGGUAGAGUUCUGCUACUUAAAUUCAAAGUCAAGCAGGAAAAAGCUCGUGAGGGCAUUGUUUAAUGUACCUCGUACAUCUUUGGAACUGUUACCGUACUACUCACGCAUGGUUGCUACUCUGUCAACAUGCAUGAAGGAUGUGUCAUCCAUGCUCUUACAGAUGCUGGAGGAGGAGUUCAAUUUCUUAAUUAAUAAAAAGGAUCAAAUGAACAUUGAAACCAAGGUUAGGAAUAUCAGAUUUCUUGGAGAGCUAUGCAAGUUCAGGGUUGCACCAGCUGGCUUGGUUUUUAGUUGUUUGAAGGCCUGUUUAGAUGAAUUCACCCACCACAAUAUUGAUGUUGCGUGCAAUCUUCUCGAGACAUGCGGACGUUUCCUGUAUCGGUCUCCUGAAACUACUGUGCGCAUGGCCAACAUGUUGGAAAUACUAAUGCGCUUGAAAAAUGUGAAAAAUCUGGACCCUAGGCAUAGCACCCUUGUAGAAAAUGCUUACUAUCUGUGCAAACCACCUGAGAGAUCUGCACGGGUGUCUAAAAUCCGGCCUCCCCUGCAUCAGUACAUCCGAAAGUUGCUAUUCUCAGAUCUGGAUAAGUCCUCCAUUGAGCGUGUGCUGCGACAACUCCGUAAAUUGCCAUGGAGUGAAUGUGAGGAUUAUCUCUUGAAAUGCUUUCUGAAGGUUCACCGGGGAAAGUAUGGGCAAAUUCACUUGAUUGCUUCUCUCACUGCUGGGCUAAGCCGCUAUCAUGACGAGUUUGCAGUUGCUGUUGUUGAUGAGGUUUUGGAUGAGAUCAGAGUUGGCCUAGAAUUAAAUGACUAUGGGAUGCAGCAAAGACGCAUUGCACAUAUGCGUUUCUUGGGCGAGCUUUACAACUAUGAGCAUGUGGAUUCAUCUGUCAUCUUUGAGACUUUGUAUCUGAUUGUAGUAUUUGGUCAUGACACAGCUGAGCGGGACGUGCUGGAUCCACCUGAGGAUUGCUUCCGCAUUAGGAUGGUUAUCACUCUCCUUGAGACAUGUGGACACUACUUUGAUCGAGGUUCUUCAAGAAGGAAGCUUGAUCGAUUUUUGUUACACUUCCAGCGUUAUAUCCUCAGUAAAGGUUCCCUUCCUCUUGAUGUUGAGUUCGACUUGCAGGACUUAUUUGCUGACCUGCGCCCUAACAUGAUCCGGUACUCAUCAGCUGAAGAAGUCAAUGCAGCUCUGGUAGAACAUGAAGCGAAUGAACGGCAUGUUUCUGAAAAGAGUCACAGUGAAAGGCGGGAAAGGCGUUCCAAUUAUGAGAAGCCUCCCGUCAGGAUACCUUCCAACAAUGCUCCCUCUGCUAAUGGUCAAAGGCUUGUGAAUGGAGAUGACGAAAAUGGGGGGUUACAUGAAGAUGUUUUGGAUAGUGACACUGGUUCAGGCGGCAGUAGCACAAUUGAUCAUGAUGACGAGAUGGAUGAAGAAAUCCAUGGUGAUGACGGUGACACUGAUGAGGAUUAUGAUGACAGGGAUGCCCCUGGUUCUGAUGAGGACAAUGAGUUUCGUAUCAGACAAAAGGUAGCAAAUGUGGACCUUGAGGAGGCCGCCAGUUUUGAACAGGAGCUGAGGGCUGAGAGCAUGGAGCAGCGGAGGCAGGACUUGCGUGGUCGACCAGCACUUAACAUGGUCAUACCCAUGAACUUGUUUGAGGGAUCAUCCACCAAGGAUCAUCAUCAUGGUAGAGGAGGAGGGGCUGGAGCUGAAAAUGGUGGCGGUGGUGAUGAAGUACUCGAUGAGGAAACUGGAGAAAGCGGCAAGGAGAUUAAAGUGAAAGUACUAGUUAAGCGUGGCAACAAACAGCAGACGAAGCAGAUGUAUAUUCCCAGUGAUUGCUCGCUCGUGCAGAGCACAAAACAAAAGGAAGCAGCUGAGCUGGAAGAGAAACAAGAUAUCAAGAGGUUUGUGUUGGAGUAUAAUGACAGGGAAGAAGAGGAGAACAACAGCCUGGGGCCGCAGCAGACAUUAAACUGGAGUCCUAGCAGUGGUGGGCAUGGCGGCAGAUCUGGUGGCCGUAGUGGGCCAUGGGAAGGAAGUGGCGGAGGAAGAGGUGUUGGAUCACAACGCCAUAGGCAUAUUCAUCAUUCUGGCGGCGGAUACUAUCAUGGAAGGCGAAGGUAAUUGAUGGAUGAUCUGUGGCACCUACUAAACCUUUGACAGCAAUCUUUUUUCAGUUCGAAGAUUACCGUCAAGCAUGUCAUUGGCACGUUAAUCCACGAGUUAUGGGAACAUUGUUGUUGAACACAUUGCAAGAGGGUAGAAACUCGGCAAGGUCAAGCUAUUUGGCUUCUGAAGAGAAGGAAGUGAAGUUUGGAAGAAUUAAUACUGAAAGAUAGCUUUUGCAGCAGCAGCAAGAGGAGGGUACCUGGCUGUGCUACCAGACUAAUUUCGGCUGUAUAGUUAGAUUAGAGGGCAGAAUUAUAACUUGGAGACGUUAUGUUGCCGAGUUUGGAAUUGGUUCACCUAGCAAUUAUAUGUAUGUACAGAACCCAACCAAAAUCACCUACAAGCCCGGAGUCGAUUCUAAACUGAUAUUGUUAGUUCUGCAGCGUUCAUAGUUCACCGUUCUCGUGAGGCUGAAAAUGUUGUUUCUGUGCUCCCUAUUUUGCCUAGUAGUUCGUUGGACUAUCAUAUGGUUUUGCAGGAAAUUAUGGGAGUGAAGACGAGGACUAGGGGAGCAAUCUAAGUAGCCACCUAAAGCAACAGCUGCAGGAAGGAAAAGCAAUGUUUAUUUAUAACCAGUUAACUUUUGCAUGUCUGGACAAAGAAAAAACCAAACUGAAGAAGAUCGUUCGUUGCUUAUGGCUGCUUUCUUUUUGGGAUUCGACUGCCCAUACCGUGUUUGGUUUGGGAUUGGCGUGGCAACAUAUGUACGCUCCAAUAUACGCGGAAAUAAAAAGGCA
Linum tenue is the source of this 4710-nucleotide messenger RNA. The record is from the annotation of a GenBank genome assembly. Lineage: Eukaryota; Viridiplantae; Streptophyta; Magnoliopsida; Malpighiales; Linaceae.